CAGUCUCCCUUCAUCCAGCAGUCAGACAGCAGACAGGAGAUGCAGAAUCAUUUUGUACACGAGCUGAGCUAAAUAAAAUGUCAAUUUAAUUAAAUAAUAUCACACCUCAUCAUACAGAUAAGUGUUGAGAUCGGAGGAGACAGGCUAAUAGAGUGGUGGUAGGGAUUUUUCUAUAUCGACGGCCUGUGGAGUGGGUGGCCCAUUUUCUACACAAAAAAAGACAAGUAACAAUGGCUGGAAGUUCACGCAAUGGACACACGACGAUGGGUAAGGUCAGUGAAUAUGGACCACCUUACGUGGCUUAUGUUGGCAACAUGCCCUCCCAUCUUGUUCAAGGAGAUAUUGAUCGCGUCUUUAAAGGGCUUAAGACAAGAAAUGUACGACUUGUGUAUGACAAAGAAACGGACCGUUUUAAGGGAUUUUGUUACGUGGAGUUUGAUGAUGCGGAAACUCUGGCAAAAGCUCUCGAGUAUGACGGCGCCAUCGUGGAUACACAAAGGAUUAGAGUUGAUAUUGCUGAUAACCAGAAAAGCAACUCAGGACGUCGCUCUGCAUCGACUGGCCCACCAUCAAAUCGAAAUAAUAAUAAUGUCCGGUCUAUGAAUCAUCGAAAUGAUGACGCACGUCGAGGCGGAGGCUAUGGAGAUAGCGGAUUCAGGGGAAACUCGACUAGCCAUCAUCGUGAACAUCGUCAAGAACGAGUUGAAGGAAGAUCUGGUUAUGGAGGUGACCCAUCUCCAAACUAUCGAAAUGGCAACAACAACAACAACUAUGGAUCUCGAUAUGCUCGAGAUGCUCCACCACCUCAAUCGCAGUACCACCAACGUGGCUCUGGGGAUGGAUAUUCUUCUCGAGCCUCAGGAGGAGGGCGUGAUGGGUGGAGUUCUUCUGGACAAUCUUUGUCCGAAACUAGAGGGCCAUAUCCACGGUCCCCACCGUCACGGCAUCAUCAACAUUACUCGAACCGCAAUGGUGGCAACAACGGCGGUUCGUCUGUCGCUGGCGAAUAUCGAGGUGGUGGGCCACUCAAGGGUCCCAUCCAUCACAGAGGAGGUGGGAGUGCAAGUCGAAGAGAAUCUAAAGAAUCUAUCUCCGACAUUGAACCAAUUCCGGAAGGACGGCCUCGAUUGAAAUUGGCACCGAGGACAGUGCCUGAUCCGUUGAAUUCGGUGGAGACAAACUUGCGGAAUGCGUCCAUCUUUGGAGAUGCUCGACCCCGGGAAGAGAACCUACAAAAAAAACUAUCUGCAACGGAUGCUGUGGGACAUCAUCACAUCUCACCAAGAAAUGAUUCAACUCCUACCUGAAAGAGUGACCACAAGCAAGCUACGCGUGGGACGGACAUAACCAUAGGACGCGUACAACAACAAUUCUUUCGUCUUUUGUUUUCUUUUAGAUCUUAUAAUUAUAGUUCUUUACAUACUACGAGUUCAUGAUGAUGAAAUAGAUUGACAUUAAUUUAAUAUGUAUUUUGAUCAUUUCCAUUUCAAUUUUUCUACAUGUUGGACUCGACGGGGCGUUAGGAUUUUUGGAAGCAUUUCAUAGUUGUCUUUUCUUAUAAAAAUAGUAAAAAAAAAUACCACCAUCAUCAAAUGAUAACGUAGAAACACACAAUUAUUUAUUUAUUACUCUAAACUGUUACUGUAAGACUACUAUAUAUAAUAUAGUACAAGUUAUAAUAAAUGCAGCAGAAUUAAGGCUUUAA
Molecule: messenger RNA, 1705 nt
Organism: Folsomia candida
Lineage: Eukaryota; Metazoa; Arthropoda; Collembola; Entomobryomorpha; Isotomidae
Product: eukaryotic translation initiation factor 4H
Exons: 5
Coding region: 231-1307 (358 amino acids)
Molecular function (GO): RNA binding
Source: RefSeq, a predicted model, not a curated record